Penicillium cataractarum is the source of this 1491-nucleotide messenger RNA. RefSeq names its product general substrate transporter. Gene Ontology annotation, molecular function: carbohydrate:proton symporter activity. Lineage: Eukaryota; Fungi; Ascomycota; Eurotiomycetes; Eurotiales; Aspergillaceae. Bases 1 to 1491 code for a protein of 496 amino acids. The transcript is spliced from 11 exons. Gene Ontology annotation, cellular component: membrane. Gene Ontology annotation, biological process: transmembrane transport; carbohydrate transport. The record is from RefSeq and is a predicted model, not a curated record.
AUGGGGUAUUUUUUCGGGGCUCGUGGAAGCAUGCUCGCUGGAGCAAUGUCUUCAGCCUCAUCAAUUGCAUUUCUCCUCGUUGGAUGGGAUCAAGGAGUGCUUGGUGGUGUACUUUCAGGGAAAUUGUUUCUUUCGACCCUGGGAAAUCCUAGUGCGAGCGAACUGGGAACCAUCACUGCUGUGUAUGAUCUGGGUUGCUUAGGUGGCAGUCUGAUGACGAUGUUCUAUGGCGAGAAACUCGGACGACGAUGGUCCACGAUGAUUGGUCUGAGUAUUGUUAUAGUGGGAGCCAUAUUGCAAACCUGUACUUUUUCAGGCGGACAAAUGAUAGCAGGUCGCAUCAUCGCAGGUGUUGGAAACGGCAUCUCCACAGCGACAGUCCCGACUUGGAACUCUGAAAUUGUUGGUUCUCAUAACAGAGGCCGCUUGAAUGCCAUCUCAGGUUCUAUGAUCGGGCUUGGCAUUUGCUUGAGUUAUUGGUUUGAUUAUGGGAUGGCAUACACCAGUGGCUCCAUACAGUGGCGCUUGCCGAUUGCCAUCCAACUACUCUUCGCGGGUGCCACAUUAUUCAUGGCAAUCUUUCUCCCAGAGUCACCUCGGUGGCUGAUCACCCAAGGACGAGUGGAUGAAGCAACGGAUGUUCUUGCUUGCUUGGAAUCAAAAACUUCAACUCCCGAGACCCCCGCUGUUGUAGCCAAGUGCCAGGAUAUUCAGCUUGCUUUGAAUGCAGAGCAAGCACUGGGACCGUUGAAGUGGGCUGAAUUGUGGGAGAACAAGGUCACUGGUAACAGGAAACGCCUCAUCCUAGCAUGCGGAAUCAUGGUCUUUCAACAGAUGUCCGGGAUCAACGCCUUGGUGUAUUACAUACCAUAUCUCUUGGCAAACUCCGUCGGACUUGCUGCAAACAUGGCUCUUCUGAUCUCGGGCUUAGUUGGUGUAGUCUUCGUCGUCUUCUCUGCCUACGCAUUCUUCUUCAUCGAUAGAUGGGGCAGACGAAAGCCCUUCAUCAUCACAAGUCUUGUUCAAAGCCUGAGCAUGACUUUGGUGGCUAUUCUUCUAUCUCUCAACAAUACAAAUGCCAGCAAGGCGUCAGUCGUUUUCUUCUUCCUCUACAUGGCUGCAUUUGGAGCCUGCUACUUGGGUGUCCCUUGGAGUUACGCUCCUGAACUACUUCCCCUCAGGAAUCGCGCCCGUGGCUGUGCGAUAGCAUCCGCCGUGAACUGGACAUGUAAUUUUGCCAUUGUGGAGUUUGUUCCGUCGGCGAUUACAAAUAUCUCCUGGCGCACAUACAUCAUCUUCGCGGUGUUGAACUUCACUUGGGCUCCAUUGCUGUACCUCUUCUAUCCAGAAACUGCACGCCUGACCAUGGAGGAGAUUGACAAUUUGUUUGUGAAAGAGCCUAUCCAGCUGCAUACUCUGACAACCCAUGCGAGCGACGAUAGCGAGAAUCAAGAUGGCAAAGUCGCGAUUGAGCUUGAGGAGAGAACUUGA